Messenger RNA from Capsicum annuum, 1173 nucleotides. Its product is annotated as mitochondrial import receptor subunit TOM20. The transcript is spliced from 6 exons. The coding region runs from base 311 to 928 and encodes 205 amino acids. Gene Ontology annotation, cellular component: mitochondrial outer membrane translocase complex. Gene Ontology annotation, biological process: protein insertion into mitochondrial outer membrane. The record is from RefSeq and is a predicted model, not a curated record. Gene Ontology annotation, molecular function: protein binding. Lineage: Eukaryota; Viridiplantae; Streptophyta; Magnoliopsida; Solanales; Solanaceae.
CUUAAACUUUCGCUCACCAAACCAUUAUUCACAAGUUACUCCGCUUGUCUUUUCACUUCUUGUAAAUCGUCUCUAUUUCUAAGUUCUGUCCAGCCCAUCGAAUCAGGAAGAGACCCAUUUUGACAUGGUGUGGAAUGGGCCCAGUCCAGAUGCUAACUUGCUCGGCAAGUCCGCUGAUAUUUCACUUCACACAGAAAAACACGUGGACGAGGACUGACAGAGGUUUUAGAUUUAGAACUUGGAACCCCAACACACAAAGUUAUCGAAGGAAGGCAAAGGGAUUUACUACGUUUUUUGAGUAGCAGUCAUCAUGGUGGAUAUGCAAAGCGAUUUCGAUCGGCUCCUCUUCUUCGAACAUGCUCGCAAGAAUGCCGAAACCACUUAUGCUAAAGACCCUCUCGAUGCUGAGAAUUUGACGAAAUGGGGAGGUGCCUUGUUGGAAUUAUCACAGUUCCAGCCUCUCAACGAAUCAAAGAAGAUGAUUUCUGAUGCUAUUUCAAAGUUGGAGGAGGCUUUGGAGGUUAAUCCACAGAAGCAUGACGCCAAUUGGUGUUUGGGGAAUGCAUAUACGUCCCAGGGAUUUCUAAAUCCCGAUGAAGAUGAAGCUAAGAUUUACUUUGACAAAGCAGCCCAGUGCUUCCAGAAUGCUGUUGAGGCGGAUCCAGCAAAUGAGCUCUAUCAGAAAUCAUUUGAAGUUUCUUCCAAGACUCCAGAGUUGCAUGCCCAGAUUCACAAACAAGGUCAUGUUGUUCAACAAGCUAUGGGACCAGGACCUUCUACAUCAACAAGUACAAAGGCUCCGAAGAAGAAGACCAGUGAUCUGAAGUAUGACAUUAUGGGAUGGGUAAUACUUGCUGUUGGACUCGUUGCGUGGGUUGGUUUUGCAAAAUCUAAUGUGCCUCCACAAGCGCCUCCUCCUCCAAGAUAAAGCCACAAUACAUUCUUACAGGCCAAAAUACAUGAUGGAGUUUUUUCAUGCAUAAAAUCUUUUGGCUAUUCAAACUUAGCCAUAUAGCUAGGGUUUGCUGGUGUAAUAGAUUUUGAAUUAGGCCGUCUUUUUUCCUUUGAUUCAUAUUAGUUAUAAAAUGAUUUCGUGAAGCUGUUUCAUAAUAUUGUGUUUGCACUCCUGGUUUGACUUCUGCCAUUUGCCUCUCUAUUUUAGUUGGUUUUUAA